Molecule: messenger RNA, 993 nt
Organism: Phaeoacremonium minimum UCRPA7
Lineage: Eukaryota; Fungi; Ascomycota; Sordariomycetes; Togniniales; Togniniaceae
Product: putative solute carrier family 25 member 42 protein
Exons: 3
Coding region: 1-993 (330 amino acids)
Biological process (GO): transmembrane transport
Source: RefSeq, a predicted model, not a curated record
AUGUCGGCUUCACAGCGCGACCUUCCUAGCGCGCAAUAUGCGCCCCCCGACAAAAUAAGCCAGCUCCGAGGCUUCAUCAGCGAGCCGGUCAUAGCAGCGUUUUGCGCUGGCGGCGUCGCCGGCGCCGUCUCCAGAACAGUCGUUUCUCCUCUCGAAAGAUUGAAAAUAUUAUUCCAGGUACAAAGCGUUGGCCGUGAAGAAUACAAACUGUCAGUUGGCAAGGCUCUCCUGAAGAUGUGGAGGGAAGAGGGCUGGCGGGGCUUCAUGCGUGGCAACGGCACCAAUUGCAUACGGAUAGUACCGUACAGCGCGGUGCAAUUCGGCAGCUACAACUUCUACAAGCGGCACUUCUUCGAGGCGUACCCCGGCGCCGACCUGUCUCCCCUCACCCGGCUGUUUUGCGGUGGAAUCGCUGGCAUCACCUCGGUCACGUUCACAUACCCGCUCGAUAUUGUUCGGACGAGGUUAUCCAUCCAGACCGCCUCGUUUGCCGACCUGGGGGACAAGACGAGAGAGAUGCCCGGCAUGUGGAAGACGUUGGCAUCAAUGUACAAGACUGAAGGCGGGUUUCUGGCGCUGUAUCGUGGAAUCGUACCAACUGUUGCGGGAGUUGCGCCGUACGUGGGUCUGAAUUUCAUGGUGUACGAAUGGGUGCGAAAAUACUUGACGCCUGAGGGCGACAAAAAUCCAAACGCCAUGCGCAAACUGCUUGCUGGUGCUGUAUCUGGAGCUGUGGCGCAAACAUGCACAUAUCCCUUUGAUGUAUUACGGCGGCGUUUUCAAAUCAACACAAUGUCGGGCAUGGGCUACCAGUACAAGUCAAUACCAGACGCGGUCAGAGUAAUUUUCGCCCAGGAGGGAAUCAAGGGUUUGUAUAAGGGUAUCGUCCCUAACCUACUAAAGGUUGCUCCCAGCAUGGCGUCUAGUUGGUUGAGUUUUGAGAUGACACGCGACUUCCUGGUUGGUCUGCGACCGGAAGAGGCCGUCCUAUGA